AUGGAGAAGGUGAAGGAGUUGGCCGGUACAUUCAUCGCGGACGACCUCGUGUCGGUCGAGCUACAAGACGGUGGCACAUUCACUGUGCAAAAGGCCCUACUUUCUGGAGCUUCUGAGUACUUUCACAAAGCGCUGGACGGCCGCUUCCUCGAAAGCCACAACAGAACUCUGCAUCUUCCGGGGUGCUCUACUGCCAGCUUCGAACUCAUUCUCUACUGGCUUGUCAAUCUACGUCUUCCGGACUUCAGCGAUGAGCUAGAAGAGCAGUGCGACGUAAUACAUUCGUACGAAGAGAGCGUUGGACCGGAGGCGCGGGCCACCGCCGUCGACAUGGUCAAUCUCUGGAUAUGUUGCGACAUGCUCCUCAUGCCAGCACUACAGAACGAAUCCGCUCGCCGCUUGAUCGACAUCCUGUGCGUCUUCAGCAGUGCACCCGAAGCCACACGAAUCGCGUUUGCAGAGACCGCUCCUGAAUCAAUUUUGCGACGUCUUCUGGUUGCGUGCUUCAUGCAGACGGCGCUUCCGUGGGGAGGAGUUUUGCAAGAGGAUCACGGCGAGUUCAAAGAGAUGGGAGGCAUACCAGGCUUUCUUGCGGCGCUUGUUAAAGCGCUGAGCUCUUGUCCUGUGAAGGGGUGCAGCGUAGCCAUAUGCAAGGAGCAAGAUCACAGAGAACCCAACGGCGAGGACUUCAUGGUACCGGAAAAGAAUGCAUAG
This is a messenger RNA of Zymoseptoria tritici IPO323, 714 nucleotides long. RefSeq lists its product as uncharacterized. Bases 1 to 714 code for a protein of 237 amino acids. NCBI's taxonomy places the organism in Eukaryota, Fungi, Ascomycota, Dothideomycetes, Mycosphaerellales, Mycosphaerellaceae. The transcript has 2 exons. The record is from RefSeq and is a predicted model, not a curated record. Gene Ontology annotation, biological process: anatomical structure morphogenesis. Gene Ontology annotation, molecular function: protein binding. Gene Ontology annotation, cellular component: cytosol.